Messenger RNA from Dicentrarchus labrax (European seabass), 982 nucleotides. RefSeq lists its product as uncharacterized. Bases 75 to 743 code for a protein of 222 amino acids. The transcript has 6 exons. The record is from RefSeq and is a predicted model, not a curated record. NCBI's taxonomy places the organism in Eukaryota, Metazoa, Chordata, Actinopteri, Moronidae.
CGGAUCAUCCAUGAGGAGACCCCGUGUGAUGAGAGCGGCUCUCCGUCCCUGAGCGCUGCUCUGCGGUCAGUUUGAUGUCGGCUCUCGGCUCUCUCCGUGAGUUGUCGGCUGCUCUCCGGCCGCCGCUGCUGCUCCGCCCCGCAGGAACUGUGCGUUUCGCGGUAAAAUCAAGUCUAAGCAGACAGAGACACAACAGCAGAAACACCGUAAACAGAAACAUGCCGUCCAACGUGGAGAUCAAAGCCAGAGUGAGCGACCCGACGCAGUUCGCCAAGAAGGCCGCCCAGCUCAGCCAAUCAGAGGGCACGAUCAUCAGACAGCACGACACGUUCUUCAACUGCAGCCACGGACGACUGAAGCUGCGAGACUUCAUGAACGAGUCAGGUCAGCUGAUCUUCUACGAGCGUCCCGACACCGAUGGACCCAAACUGUCGCGUUACUCCAUCAGUCCGACCAACGACCCGCCCAGCCUGCGGGCUGUGCUCUCAGACGCUCUCGGGGUUAAAGGUGAGGUGAGGAAGGAGCGACGGCUGUUUCUGAUUGGUCAGACCAGAGUUCACCUGGACUCAGUGGAGGGACUCGGAAACUACAUGGAGCUGGAGGUGGUGAUGCGUCCAGAGCAGACAGUUGAAGAGGGGCAGCAGGUGGCCGAGGAUCUGAUGGAGAAGCUCGGUGUUUCGAAGGAGAGUCUGGUGACGGGAGCGUACAUGGAUCUGUUACUGAAGGGACACAAAGAGACAUAAAACAAACGCACCUCUGGAGACCGACCAGAGCCGAAUGUAGUGAAACAUAACAAACCUUAACACUGACUGUACCAUGUAACCACAGUAUCCUGUAGUAAUCAGAUUACAGUAAUCAGAGUACUGAUUAUUAGAGUUUCUGAUGUUUGUAUUUAGUUUCUGUGAAAUAUUUCUCUGUGUUUAAAUGUGAUGGAUGAUUAUGAAAGUCAGUCUUUUUCUAAAUAAAUGAACUUCAAACAGCC